Messenger RNA from Scheffersomyces amazonensis, 1376 nucleotides. RefSeq names its product SDR family oxidoreductase. The record is from RefSeq and is a predicted model, not a curated record. Lineage: Eukaryota; Fungi; Ascomycota; Pichiomycetes; Serinales; Debaryomycetaceae. Gene Ontology annotation, molecular function: oxidoreductase activity, acting on the CH-OH group of donors, NAD or NADP as acceptor. The coding region runs from base 222 to 965 and encodes 247 amino acids. The transcript has a single exon.
AAUUACUAAUUGCCACACUUGAUAGAAUAUUUAUUUCCUGUAGUUAGAACCUUCUAUGAUCUUUACUACUCGGUGAUAAUAUGUUGAUAUUAUUCAGCAGUAUAUUCAUGAGUUGGCUUGAUUGUGUAGAGUUGAAUUAUAAAUACACUGCCAUAUCGAUGUGGUUUAAUUCUAUGUAGUUAAUAAAACAAGUAUAUAUUCACAAUCCCAACUUAACAAUCAUGACUCAACAAACUUAUUUAAUUGCUGGAGCUACUCGUGGUAUUGGUCUCGAAUUGACUAAGAAAUUUGCCGAAGCCAAUUCUGCUAAUGUCGUUAUCGCCACUGCCAGAGAUUUAUCCAAUUCCAAAGGAUUACAUGCUUUAGCUGAAAAGUUAUCUAACAUCAAAAUUAUUCAAUUAGAUUUUGCUUCUGAAAAAUCUAUCGAUACUAUUGAUAAACAAUUAGAGGCUUUAGGAAUUAAGGGAAUUGAUACCUUCAUUUCAAAUGCUGCAAUUUUUGAAAAUAAGCCUUCACUUUUUGAGACUGAUGGGGAAAACUUAAGAAGACAUUUUGAAGUAAAUGCCGUAGGUCCAAUUUUGAUUUUCAAAAAAGUGUACAAGUACUUAUUGGAAAAGGAAACAAAGAAGGCUAUCUUUAUUAGUACUUUGGCAGCUUCUUUAUCGAAUUAUUCAAUCCCAACUUCAAGUUAUGGUCAAUCAAAGGCUGCUUUGAACUAUGCAGUUCUACAAUUUAGUUUUGAGUUGAAAGAUAAGGGAUUUACAAUUGUUGCUUUACAUCCUGGAGCUGUUGCAACAGAAGGCGCUAAAACAGCAGUUAUUAGAAUGGGUCUUUUGGACUUUUUCGAAGCAAAUAGUAUCAGUACUGAUGAAAGUACUACUGGAGUUGUCAAAGUCGUUCAAGGGUUGAAGCCUGAAGAUACUGGUAAAUUCUUAGAUUACAAAGGCGAAGAAAUUCCAUGGUGAACGACAAGUAAGAUACACAAGUUUGUGUAACAGUUACACGAGGUUUUUUGCUUUGUUUAUUACUGUUAUUUACAACGUUUUCUAAAUAUAGAGUUUUGAUGCAGAGAUCGUUCAAUUGUUGUAGACUAGUUAGGCAUUAAUGAAUCAAUAUAAGGUAACUAUAACCUGAGUAUCCUAACUAUUUAAAUGUAAGUGCCAAGUUCUUAUUAAUAUUCAUUAAAACUAUAACUUAGUGAAUUGUGAAUUUCAACAUUUAAAACUUGUGACUUGUGACCUCUACUCAACUCUAACUAAAAAGUCUAAAAAAUCCAUGGUGAGGUCUUCUUCUUCUCAUCUCCUCCUUCUCCAGAUUUGAUAGCAAUUCAUUAUACAUCCUGAUUAGGAAAUACGCUUAAGAUGUCGCGUUUUUGU